GAACGCCACCGUGGCAAUUCGGCGCUUUCAACUCGCACCGCCUGCCGAAACUUUUCAAUGACAGUGACAAUUGUUGACAGCCAUUUAACAUUUGCGCAAAUAAACUAGUAGAAAAGUGCAAAUAACAGCCGCAUAGCAGCAUAAUAUCAAACGUUUUAAGACACAUAAUCGGGCUUGUUAACUGUAAUGUGGAUUAAUAAACCAAAAAAUUAGUUAUAUUUCAUUAUUAUGAUGCGUGGCUUUACUAAGUCGGAGGAAAAACAACAAUAGUAACAAGCAGUCACUAAUUCUUGUUGAUUUUUCACCAAAACAAGUGUCUUAUUUACCCAUAUGGAAAUGUAGUACAACAAUCUUCUGCGGCAUUUUAUCUGCAAAUUAACUGAGUUUCUGUCUGCUUAUCAGCCGAAUUUGUCGCAAAAACAAAUACUAUUAAUAUUCAUAUACAUACAUACAUACAUAUAUGCAUAUGUACAUACCUAUAUAUGUAUGAAGGGAAAAAGUGUAUGAUUUCAACGUACUUCUUAGUGAAAGACCUAAAUUAAUCGUACAACACGUAUCAGUUAGUUGCCAUUUACUAACGGUCCUACUACAAUCAGUCGCAAGAGCAACUCGUCAGCGAUAUUACAGUAAUGAGCGCAAAGCUAACUCUAGUCCCCAGCCUAUUGCUGCUGAUACUGCUCAAUGGCAUCCAUGGAGGACUUGCGCUCUUUGAGGGCUGCGACAAUACAUUCACAGUUAAUCCAGGCGUCUCCUAUCUGGAAUCACCCUAUUAUCCCAGUGACUAUCCUACGGGAACAUCAUGUCGCUACCAGUUCAUAGCACCAACUGAUUACUACAUACAAGUGAACUGUACCGUCGACCUGCCAAUUAAUGGCAGUAAUUGUGACACAGAAUACUUUUAUGUCAGCACCGAAGGCGAUCCACAACUGCGCGAUUCGGAGCUAUUUUGUGGUGUAGGCUCAUUCGUGAGGGAUUCCCUAUUCAGGAGAGUGGCCAUUGCCUAUGUAUCUAAGGGUUCCACAGGCAAUUUCCGCUGCACGCUAACAACUCAACCGCAGUCAUGCGAUUGUGGCUGGUCGAUAACAACGAAAAUCGCGAAUGGAGAAGCAGCGGGCCAAAAUGAGUUCCCAUUCAUGGCGGCAUUGAAGGAUACGACAUCGAGUAGUGCCGCUUUUUGCGGUGCUACAAUAAUUUCACAUCGCUUUCUAUUAACUGCUACACAUUGUACUAUAGUACAACCAAAUGCUACUAAUAUUAGAGCGCUUGUUGGUUUCAAUCAGUUAUCUACAGCGAGCUCAUCUCAAUAUUAUGCUUCAUAUGCAAUUCAAAGCAUCAUACAAUACCCUGGCUAUACCGAUAAUCCACCCGUAAAUGACAUUAGUCUACUACAAACCGCUACAAAUAUUGAAUGGUGGAGGGGCGUGGGCCCGAUUUGUCUACCACCAUCCUCAUUAACGACUUUUGUUUACAACUACGUUGACGUCGCCGGUUGGGGCACACAAAGUUUUGCCGGUCCGACUAGCGACGCGCUGAUGAAAGCCAACCUGAUGGUAAUUUCCAACUCCGUGUGCCAAGAGAGUUACGACGUUACGAUUUAUUCUUCACAAAUCUGCACAAAUGACUAUGCGGGCGCUGGUCGCGAUGCCUGCCAAUUUGACUCGGGUGGUCCAGUUAUUUUGCGUGGCUCGCGUCUCUUUCUAGUAGGCUGUAUUAGCUAUGGACAGGCUUGCGGUCAGACAUACGGUACUGGCGUGAACACACGCAUAACUUACUACUUGAAUUGGAUACGUCAACAGACGGGCUAUACGACGUGCGUUAAGCAACUGGGUUAAUACUCGUACCGUUGAACUAUGACUGUGUGCUUAUUUGUUGUUAUUUAGCUGUGCUGUAAAUAAAAAUCUGUCUGUCAGUA
Rhagoletis pomonella (apple maggot) is the source of this 1912-nucleotide messenger RNA. RefSeq names its product venom serine protease. Gene Ontology annotation, biological process: proteolysis. The record is from RefSeq and is a predicted model, not a curated record. The transcript has 6 exons. Gene Ontology annotation, molecular function: serine-type endopeptidase activity. Lineage: Eukaryota; Metazoa; Arthropoda; Insecta; Diptera; Tephritidae. Bases 630 to 1832 code for a protein of 400 amino acids.